Molecule: messenger RNA, 927 nt
Organism: Fukomys damarensis (Damara mole-rat)
Lineage: Eukaryota; Metazoa; Chordata; Mammalia; Rodentia; Bathyergidae
Product: protein FAM236D
Exons: 3
Coding region: 98-322 (74 amino acids)
Source: RefSeq, a predicted model, not a curated record
CCCGGGCCACUUGGCACCCAGCAGAGUGAGCAGCUGAACAGGACUCUGCAAGGAGGUCUCUUGGAGCCCUCCCGGCCCGUCGCACGCUCCUGGCUGCAUGAUCUUCACGCCUUCCCUCCCACCUGCUGACUGGAAAGUCGAAGACCGUGGAAAAGGUGGUCAGGAGCGUGUUUCGUCGGACACCAUGGGCACCAUGGAGAACACGCCCCGGGGCCCGGGCUGGCCCAGGGAGCUUGCGGGUCUUCAAAGAUCUAGGAGGAGCCGCAUCCAGAGAGUGCUGGCAUGUGUGACCAAGUUCUUCAGAGGGUACCGGGCGCUCUGAAACGGAGACCGCAGAAGCCAUGGAAACGGAGCCACGAACGGGACUGCGCCGAGGCCCUGCUUUCCCAGCAUCUCAGUCGCUGGGGCUCAGAUACAUGCUGGCACGUUGGACUGUUUUUCCUUCCUCGUGUCGGCUGCCACUGUCCUCUGCGUCACUGGGCCCGGGUGCUUCGGCGGCAGGGGCGCGUGGGUGUCCGCCUCGGUGGUGCUGGGACCGUGGAAGGAGGGAGCUAGCAUCUUCCUCAGCCCUGUCAGCCUGAGCACCCUCCUCCUUGAGGCAGUGCUGCGUGCUCCUCCUCGGGGUGGGGGAGGGGAGUGCGUUCCCUGGAUUCCACGCCGGCACCGGUGGAUUGCCCCCAGCUGGCACCUCUGACCCUCACGGGGCACUUGCGUGCAGGAAUGAAGACGCAAUAGCACGUGUCUUCCCCGUGUGCUGUCUUCCCCAGCUUUCAUUGCCCAGCAAGCCUGUGUGGAGCUCCCCUAGGGGAGGCGGGGGGCGUGCCCCGCGAGACCCCGUGUGUCCUGUGAACGGACCCGACGGCCUGUGCUCCCGGCACCCCUUUCCUUCCUCGGGACCAGGACCCUCCACCGGGCUGCCUUGUCUGC